AUGGACGAAGCUGGGUGUCAUCACAGCAAAGAGACAGAGGACAGGCUUCUCAGUGUGUUGGUGGAAAACAUUCAGGUGCUUCAAACUGCCAGAUGCUACUGGGAAAAGGGAAUGGAGGGCAAGAGGAGCUGCACAGCAGAGGAAACACGUGCAGGUGAAGGAGGGCAAGGAGAGCCAGGGAGUGAGGAGAGGACGGUUAAUCCUGCCGGGAGCGAGAGGAAGGAUGUGGGGACGAGGGAAGGAGAAAGGAGCGCUGGAGGAAACGAGUGGAAGGAGAAAGAGUGCAAGCAGAGGAUCGUGGGAGUGCUGAGGGAGCUGAGUGUCGUUCAUGCAGACAAGGUGUCAGCUUGGAGAGGAGCACUGAGAGCAGCAGCCUGCAUGUUCAGCUUUUCUCCACCAGGGGGCGACAAUCAGCAGCUUCCCACUGUAACAGAUGUUUCAGAGCCUAAUGAUAAUCCUUUCUUGGACCCCUUCAGCCAUACAUUUCUAAGUAUUGUAGAAGACAUAGAGAUUAUUCUGAACACAUUAAAUGCUAUAAUUUCCAAACUGGACGUGGAAAUCAUCAGAUUAUGUGCAGAAGAGCAGCAAGACACCGCAGCACUUGAGGAAACCAGAGACUUUCCCAACUCGGUGACACCUGAGGACACCAGCCAUCACUCAGACUCCCAUGAUCCCCCUGGAUCCGACUCUGGGCACAGGCAGGGGGUUUACGAUGGAGGUGAUCCAGGCUGCAGAAAGCCAUCAGACGCUCACAAGCCACUGGACACUGAGAGAACAUCUGAUUCCAGUUUUGGCACUUCUGACUGCUGUGAUGGAACAGAGAUGGGGCCGGGAUUAGAGGUCGGAGAAGGGCAAGUGACUGAUAAUCAGUGUGCUUCCCCAGAGAGCCAGGCAAAUUUCAGAGAUGAGACAGAAGAGGAUAGAGAGGUCAAAAAAGCCAAGGGAGAAGAAGAGACAAAGACUCGGUGGGUCACAGUGGGGCUCGGAGGGCAGCUGGAGGACAGCCGAUCAGAUGAGCGUCACGUUUGCUACAUCAGAGCGCCUGCAGGCGUGGCCGAGGCCAUGAGGUGUGAGCUGGCCGACACCUUGAGCUCCCUGAUGGUGACCGGCCCGGAGGAGCUGGUCAGCAGGGUGAUCAGGGUCAGAGUUCAAGAGGGAACCAACCUCCAUUUCCCUGUGACUGUUGUGGUGCCUUUCCAGGCUCGUUACCGUGGCAACUACAGGGACGUUGUUGUCAAGGUGGUAGACAGAGAGAAGAGGGCGAGCUACAUCAUUCCUGUGACAACAGAGGGCACAUAUGGAGGGCAGAGGGGCUCAUUUGCAGAGGUGAGGGUGUACGCGCUUGGCCUGUUCGCAGUGGUUUCCUGUCUGAGGAGAGAGAGCUACACCGUUCCCAGGAGGGGCUCCUCACUCAAACUCCCCAUGGACCCUCGCAUCUGUCUGGACUACCUCCCAGGAUCCUUCACUGCUCCUGUUUUCGCCCAGGUCAUGAUCCAGCCCAUAGACACCAUGCUCCUGGCUGCUGCCAAGUCCAGGAAUGAUGCCUAUUACUCGGUUGUGUCCACCAGCCCGCUGCUCUACCUCGCCCAUCCCUCCUCCCAGCCCCUGCGCAGACCCCUCACAAUCACCCUGCCCUGUCCCCCAAAUCCUGAAACCAAAAGGACAGGACCACCUGAGGAGUCGGAGCACCACAACGUCUGGCCAAUCAGUUCUGCUUCACUGUGGGAUCAACCCACGUUGCACAGAGUACGGAUGCUGAGAGCCUCUGUGAAGUCCUGCAAGGAGAUUUCCAAUGAGCUGCUGGUCCUGCUGGGCUCCCGGGACAAACAGUGGGACGUCCUGGACAAGGUCACUGUCAGGAACCUGCAGAACGGACUGGUGUCCUUUGAGCUGGCAGAGCACUUUGACAGGCUGCUGGUGGUGCGUCUCCUCUCCCCGGUGCAGCAUUGCCACCUCACCUCCCUGGCAGAGGAGCUGGAGGAGUCGGUGUGCUGCCACGCCGUCACCAUCGUACUCCAGCGCCGACGAGAGGAGCCCCACGCUGUCCUGGUGGCUGCCCUGCCCAGCAGAGACCUGAGCUGGGAACUGGCCAAGCUUCAGGCCCAGGGCUACAACGGCCUCCUGGAGACUUCAUCAGAGAUCUCCAUGUGUGAGGGAGACCAGCUGCUGCUCCGUUUCAGCGGCAACAUCACCUCCACAGGUAGGGAGGGGGACAAGGUAUGGAGCCAUCAGAGCAGCCUGCAACUAAAGGUACUUCCAAACAACCAAAACGGUGCCACAUGCGAGCGAAUCACCUUCCACAGUCAGCGGAGGAACCAGCUCCUUCUGCGUCUGACUGAGGUGGACUCCUUUGGGAACUACAGCUCCCCUCAUUACAAAGGCACGGCCGUGUUUUAUAAGGUCGCCAGAGGUUGUUUGGAAUGGCAAAGUGACAGCUCCCUCCCACUGGACACGACGCUCCUGGGAGAUCCCAUCUGUAAACUGUCCCUGACUUUGCCCAAGAAAGUGCGAACCAUCAAUCGGCCUGUCAGAGCAAGGGUGAAGCUAUGUGAGGAGACAGAGUCCCUGUCAGACUCUCUGUUGCUCUGGCUGUCUGGGGAGCUCUCAGAGGAGGAAAUAGCCCUGCUGGUUCUCUCCCUGCGUCUUCGUCGAAGCACCACUCAGCUGGCGAAGCUGCGUGCCGGCACCAGCCUAUCUAACCAGGCCUUUCACCUCUUGGCCCUGUGGAGGAGGGGACUGCCCGCUGCCCCCCAGCCAGCCAAGGCCUCCCAAUUGGCCCACUGCUUGGCUAAGAGCGGUAGGCCGGACCUGGCCCGGGAGCUGCUGCUGCGACAAGCUGCGGCCACCAGAGAAGGCUCAAAUGGGCUGAAAUAA
Molecule: messenger RNA, 2874 nt
Organism: Myripristis murdjan (pinecone soldierfish)
Lineage: Eukaryota; Metazoa; Chordata; Actinopteri; Holocentriformes; Holocentridae
Gene: dthd1
Product: death domain containing 1
Exons: 10
Coding region: 1-2874 (957 amino acids)
Source: RefSeq, a predicted model, not a curated record